This is a messenger RNA of Panicum virgatum (switchgrass), 1086 nucleotides long. Its product is annotated as peptidyl-prolyl cis-trans isomerase ESS1-like. Gene Ontology annotation, cellular component: cytosol; nucleus. NCBI's taxonomy places the organism in Eukaryota, Viridiplantae, Streptophyta, Magnoliopsida, Poales, Poaceae. The transcript has 3 exons. The coding region runs from base 1 to 825 and encodes 274 amino acids. The record is from RefSeq and is a predicted model, not a curated record. Gene Ontology annotation, molecular function: peptidyl-prolyl cis-trans isomerase activity.
AUGGAUCUGCCGUCGCCGUCGUCGACCGCCGCCGCCGAGGAAAGACCGAGCCAAAUCCGGCCUCCAAACGCCCACCAAAACCCCAGCCUGCUCUGUAGCCCAAGAACAAAAGCCUCGUACCUCCGCCGCCCACCGGAGACAAAGAAGAAACGAGGCCGAACUCCUGUACAGGCGCUCCACGUGGGGAGCGCCUCCUCCACGGGCUCGCCGGUGGCGUCGGAGUGGAACACCAACGGGGCCCAGCUGCAGCCCAAAACCCAAACCCACCCAAAAGCUUUUCUGCUCCUGCGCGUCGCGACCCAGCACGCCAAGAUAGGGUCGGAGAGCCCCGCCGCCGACGGCGCCGCCCGCAAGCGGCCCGGCGGCGGCGAUGCCCCCGCCCCGGCGCCCGCCGACAAGCGCCGCCGCCCGGAGCCCCCGUCGUCCUCCGGCUCCCGCGACCGCCACCACCAGGCCCGCCGCCCGCCCCUGGCCGAGGAGAAGGUGCGCGCCUCCCACAUCCUGAUCAAGCACGAGGGCUCCCGCCGCAAGGCCUCGUGGAGGGACCCUGAGGGCGUCGCCAUCUCCGCCACGACCCGCGACGACGCCGCCGACCUCGCGCGCGCGCUCCGCGACCAGAUCGUCUCCGGGGAGCGCAAGUUCGAGGACAUCGCCGCCGAGAACUCCGACUGCAAUUCGGCCAAGCGCGGCGGUGACCUCGGUUCAUUUGGGAGGGGUAAGAUGCAAAAGGCUUUUGAGAAGGCUGCGUUUGCUCUGAAGGUGGGGGAGAUAAGUGACGUGAUUGAUACAGAGAGCGGGGUGCACAUCAUCAAGAGGACUGGCUAAUUGCGACAGUGUCCUCCGGUGUCAGUCCAUAUAGCUGGAAAAUGCCCUGAAGAAGCUCGAUGGUUUCUUGCUUCAUUGAAGACCUUGUGUGUAUUCUCUUAUGAGCUUGAUAAUUGAUUUUUUUAUGCUUCCGUGACAGACAUGUAGUUUUAAACGGUUAUCACGGCAAGGCAAGACGGAAUCAGAUUGUCUUGAAUGUGACAAAGAUUACGCUCCCUAUGUUGAUUGUUCCUGUCAUCAUGUGUCAAUCCUUUUCCUUUA